CUGGAAACGUGGUAGGCAGACGCGGCGCACUGUGCUGACCUCCCUGUAGUCCCCCAAACCAAGCACUGAGAAGGGGAUUGGUUAGGUUAGGGGUGCUGCGCUUCAGUUGCAAGCUCGCUAUUGCUCGGGUACUUGUACGGUAACAGUUCUCUGCAUACGCCCCGAUUUCCGUCUCUUCAGCCUGGUGCUAGUACGUGACGUGAGCCCCGUUACGACGUGAGCCAUGGAGCAAUUCCAACCUAGUAGAUGGCCAUGCAAUGCAUGCAUACCUCUUCUCAGUCCUUCUCAGCUGCCCCUUGUCAUGGUUAGCGUAGCCAGUGGCUUCUAGCCAGUCUUCGACUAAGACCUCUCUUAGACACUGCGCAGCCGCUUAUCAUCGCCAUCGCUUAUCUUCGCCGAUCGCUAAACAUCGCCGGUCGCUUGACAUCGCCAGUCGCUAAGCAUUGCCGGUCGCUUAGCGUCGCCAGCCGCUAAUUAUCGCCGGUCGCUUGGCACAGCCAGUCGCUUAGCGACGCCAGCCGCUUAUAAUCACCAGCCGCUUGGCAUCGCCAGUCGCGUAGCAUCUCCUGUCGCUUAGCGUCUUACGAGAUUUUAUUAAGUCGCCUGCGGUCGUCAAGUGGAUGCCGAAACGCCGAGGACUGUAAGAUGUGUCCAAGCCUGGAAUGACCAAAUACUCGUGACCGUACGAGGCGAUCUAGCGUAGUCCUCUCUUUCAGUUGAUGGGACAGACCAUCGCCCAACCAGAAUCUUAAGAACAUUGUUUUUUUUCCAGUCAAUACUUCGACGGAAGGAAAAAGACAGUCGACAUGAUAUCAAGACGACUGCCAGUGUCGCGACCUUUUAGAAGAAUUAGAUCACUGCUCUUGUUGACUGUGGUAUGUCUAAGCGCAGCGAGCCUCGGCGCUGACGCGGCUCGUAAGAAGGGGAAGAAAAAGCCGACGGAAUCCAUCCCGGGACCUGUCGUUGCCGCCGGAACCAGACUGACGCUGACGCUACUGCCCAACAACCGAUACGGCGCGAAAUGCCUGGACGGCAGUCCCCCAGGGUACUUUUUCCGCCCGGGCUUCGGCAGCGGCAGCAGCUCGUGGCACGUACACUUGCAGUACGGCGGGUGGUGCUACACGCUGGAGAAGUGCAAGGAACGCAGCCUGACGUGGCUCGGGUCUUCUAACGCGGAUUUGCAAAACCAGAACCCGUGGAAAUUCGCGAAUUGGGGUUACAUGGGAAUUCUGAGCAUAAAUCCCGUCACCAAUCCUCGCUUCUACAAUUGGAAUCUCGUGGUCCCGAUUUACUGCGACGGCGGGGGAUUCGCAGGCCGCGCGGGGUUCAAGAAUGUGAGCGAAACUGAAGGCGUGUAUCUGGACGGUUGGAAAAUCAUCAAAGCUGUUCUCACAGACGUGACAGACUACAAGGGGCUGAAAACCGCCUCCCAGGUGCUGUUGUCGGGGGUGUCGGCGGGCGCUGAGGCGGUGGUCACUCUGUGCGACCAGCUGCCCGCCCUCGUGCCCUCCGCCAAAACCACGAAGUGCCUCAUGGACUCGGGCUUCUUUCUUGAUGCGUUGGACAUGAACAAGCGGUCGGCGUUUCGCAAGAGGAUCCAGCUGCUGGCAGGGCUGCAUGAUUUUGUCGGCAACCCCCGAUGCAGCAGAGCCACCAAUCAAACCAAGAAGUGGAAGUGCUUCUUCCCAGAACACUCCCUCCCAUUCGUGCGAUCGUCAUUCUUCGUCGUCAACUCUCUGUUCGACGGCAAGGCCCUGAAUCUUGGUAACCAGUUACCGGAGAGUAACAACACCUUCACUUACCAAUGUCUAAGUGAAAUAAUGGCUAUGCCUAGCCUUAGGCGGUCGAUUCCAAGCACGCCACCUAACGAGCUUGCUUGGAAAAACUCGAAUAAAAAGUGCACGCUCUCAGCUACACGGGCGGUGCUUGCUUAUGCGCAGAAAAUGUGGACGGUUGUUGGUGCUAUGGAGGAUAAGAAGCUGAAGGCUUUCCUUGCUUGGUCUAGCAAGCAUGGAAUCAUGGUGGAUAGUUCGUGGGUUGGCAUGAAAGAGAAUGGCAAGGUUUUGCGUGACGUCGUAGCUGAAUGGUACUUCAAUUCAUGAGAAUGAUAUCUUGUGUGCUAGCUGUUCUCAAUUGUUCAGUUGUAAUGAGUUUGGAGCUAUGCUGCCAUGUGGAACUAGAAACUUUGACCCAU
Messenger RNA from Closterium sp. NIES-67, 2194 nucleotides. Lineage: Eukaryota; Viridiplantae; Streptophyta; Zygnematophyceae; Desmidiales; Closteriaceae. The record is from the annotation of a GenBank genome assembly.